Olea europaea var. sylvestris is the source of this 354-nucleotide messenger RNA. RefSeq lists its product as uncharacterized. The transcript has a single exon. Gene Ontology annotation, molecular function: transferase activity; folic acid binding. The record is from RefSeq and is a predicted model, not a curated record. NCBI's taxonomy places the organism in Eukaryota, Viridiplantae, Streptophyta, Magnoliopsida, Lamiales, Oleaceae. Bases 1 to 354 code for a protein of 117 amino acids.
AUGUGUGGGUGGGGACCUCCUCGAGCAAUUCAAGGCAAGGUUGGUGUUGUAAUUGGAGCAACCCCAUGGGUUGACAACUACAAUGUACCGAUAUUCUCUAAUGACAUGACAGCAGUUUGUAAAAUUGCAAAGAGAGUGAGUAGUAGGUGGGGUGGACUCCAUUCAGUACAAUCUAUGGCAAUUGCUCAUGGUGAAGCUAUAAUUGAGGUAGCCUGCAAUUUGCUAGAACCAAGUAGAGUUGGUGGCAGUCAAGUUCAAGUUCAAAUUGAGCAGCUUGCCAAGGAAGAGGGUCUCCAAGUUGGGAGGGGAUACUAUACUGAUUUUUCCAAAGAAAAAAUAGUUGAAACUUACUGA